Messenger RNA from Baudoinia panamericana UAMH 10762, 1037 nucleotides. RefSeq lists its product as uncharacterized. NCBI's taxonomy places the organism in Eukaryota, Fungi, Ascomycota, Dothideomycetes, Mycosphaerellales, Teratosphaeriaceae. The transcript has 2 exons. The record is from RefSeq and is a predicted model, not a curated record. The coding region runs from base 329 to 991 and encodes 220 amino acids.
CCUGAGCCUGCUGACCAGGUAGAUUAUGGUUUGACAAACCCGGUUCUGUCGUGAUGGGUAGGCAAAAGACAGGUAUGAAGUUAUGCUUCCGUGAAAGGAGAGGAGGUUGUCUGUCGAGAGCAGAAGAGGCACGUCAAGGAAUUAAAGAGUCAGACUUUAUGUGCGCUUCGCGGGGUGAUGGGCAUCUUAUCAACAGCUGCGCGUUGCGCGACAGACGACGUCACUGCCGUGAACGAUGUGAGCAAGGCUGGCACUACACACAUCUGCGCACCGUUUGGAUCCCAAAGGGAGGAGAUCGUCAUCGAGCGCGGCGGUAGGGCCUUGGGGCAUGGCGAAGAGGACGGGAAGCAACGCGAUGAAGAUGGUGCCAAGCGUCCUGAAGCUUCCCCAUGGCAGCAAGAAGCUCAGCUGCAAGGAAGGACGGCAGGCAGAGAAGCGUCCAAGAAAGAGGAACGACGUGCCAACAGACGAGCGCCGGAGGAAGCGAACGAACCGAGAGGUAUGCUUCCUACAUAUUGUGCACGGCGUAAGCUGUAUCUGCAUUUGCGAAGCGGUCAGCAGCAAGACUACUGAUUGGGAUGCUCGACUUGCUAUCAGACUACACCUGAGCAUGAUAUUACCAAGAACAUCACGGAAGAGAGCCAUGGUGCUAUGGAGUGCGUAUAUUAUUCCCACUGGACAUGCUCAGCAUGGGCUGGCCCAGCAUCUGUCAAGCCAUCAGCAGCUACGCAUUCGAGUUGAGACCGCUGAGAUGACUCUAAGCCAUACCGCAGAUGACAGGCUUGUGGAGAGUGCUGUUGAGAAACUGUCGCGCAGACACUUCAACGAGAUGCGAAGCAGCAAGAUCGUCUCGCCUGCGGCAUACACUUACUACGAUGAUCAAACACCCGUACGUUCGACAGGCUACAGUUCUGAUCCACUCAGAAACGGCAGGGGAGGACAUGAGGAAUAUUCGAGUCCGCGAGCAGAGAUCGACGUGGGCUGUUAUUAAGUUCCGAGGCGGGAGAUGGAUCAAAGGAAUUUCAUAGCAUCCGUGG